Messenger RNA from Propithecus coquereli (Coquerel's sifaka), 5320 nucleotides. It is a transcript of the gene CUL7, whose product is annotated as cullin 7. Gene Ontology annotation, cellular component: Golgi apparatus. Gene Ontology annotation, molecular function: ubiquitin protein ligase binding. The transcript has 26 exons. The coding region runs from base 173 to 5248 and encodes 1691 amino acids. The record is from RefSeq and is a predicted model, not a curated record. Gene Ontology annotation, biological process: ubiquitin-dependent protein catabolic process. NCBI's taxonomy places the organism in Eukaryota, Metazoa, Chordata, Mammalia, Primates, Indriidae.
GCCUGUCCUGCCGAGGCACGCCCCCUCCCGCCUCUUCCGCCUCGACCCCUUCGGGGGGCCUCUGUUGGGCCCAAAUCUUCGCCCGCGUCGACGCCAGCGUCUGUCCCGCGUCCCUAGCUCUGCGAAGGACAGGCCUCGCGCCAGGACCCCGGUGGACUUCUGAGGUGCCAGGAUGGUGGGGGAACUUCGCUACAGGGAAUUCAGGGUGCCCCUGGGGCCGGGCUUACAUGCCUAUCCUGAUGAGCUGAUCCGCCAGCGGGUGGGCCACAAUGGGCAUCCUGAGUACCAGAUUCGCUGGCUCAUCCUCAGGCGUGGGGAUGAUGGGGAAGGGGGCUCCAGCCAAGUGGACUGCAAGGCUGAGCACAUCCUGCUAUGGAUGUCCAACGACGAGAUCUAUGCCAACUGCCACAAGAUGCUGGGCGAGGAUGGCCAGGUCAUCGGGCCCUCCCAGGAGUCUGCAGGGGAGGCUGGGGCCCUGGACAAAUCUGUGCUGGGGGAGAUGGAAACCGAUGUGAAGUGCCUGAUUCAGAGAGCCCUUCGGCAACUAGAGGAAUGUGUGGGCACCAUCCCUCCCGCCCCUCUGCUUCAUACUGUCCAUGUGCUCAGUGCCUAUGCCAGCAUCGAGCCCCUCACUGGGGUAUUCAAAGACCCAAGGGUCCUGGACUUGCUUAUGCACAUGUUGAGUAGUCCCGAUUAUCAGAUUCGCUGGAGUGCCGGCCGGAUGAUACAAGCCCUGUCCUCCCAUGACGCUGGGACCCGGACCCAGAUCCUUCUGUCACUGAGCCAACAAGAGGCCAUUGAGAAACACCUGGAUUUUGACAGCCGCUGUGCUCUGCUGGCACUGUUUGCACAGGCCACGCUCUCUGAGCAUCCCAUGUCUUUCGAGGGCAUUCAGCUGCCACAGGUCCCAGGAAGGCUGCUCUUCUCCCUGGUGAAGCACUAUUUGUAUGUCACCUCACUCCUGGAUCAGCUGAAUGACAGUGCUACAGAACCAGGAGCCCAGAACAACUCUGAUCCUGAAGAGUUGAGUGGGGAGAGGGGUCGGCUGGAGCUGGAGUUCAGUAUGGCCAUGGGCACCCUGAUCUCGGAGCUAGUGCAGGCCAUGCGCUGGGACCGGGCCGCAAGCAGACCAGGGAGCUCAGCACAGCCCUCCUGUUCCAUCUUCCAGCCUCAGCUGGCAGAUGCGGGCCCAGGGCUUCCACCCAGCCAGGCCCAGCCCUCCCUCAGGAGGUCAAAGCGGUUUCGCCCCCGCUCUGAGUUUGCAAGUGGCAAUACCUAUGCCUUAUAUGUGCGGGACACGCUGCAGCCGGGGAUGCGAGUGCGGAUGCUGGCUGAUUACGAGGAGAUCAGUGCUGGGGAUGAAGGCGAGUUCCGGCAGAGCAACAGUGGCGUGCCCCCUGCGCAGGUGUUGUGGGAGUCAACGGGCCGCACCUAUUGGGUGCACUGGCACAUGCUGGAGAUCUUGGGCUUUGAGGAGGACAUUGAGGAUGUGGUCGCGGCUGAUGAGCACCAGGGGGCAGUGGUCAGUGGAGCCCCAGGUAGAGCCCUUCCCUCCUGGCGUUGGAAGCCGAUGACAGAGCUUUAUGCUGUACCUUAUGUGCUGCCCGAGGAUGAGGACACUGAGGAGAGUGAACACCUGACCCAGGCUGAGUGGUGGGAGCUCCUUUUCUUCAUCAAGAAGCUGGAUGGACCUGGCCAUCAGGAGGUUCUCCAGAUCCUCCAGGAGAACCUAGAUGGGGAGCACAUCCUGGAUGAUGAGAUCUUGGCUGAGCUGGCCGUGCCCAUAGAGUUGGCCCAGGACCUGCUGCUGUCUCUACCACAGCGACUUGAUGACAGCGCCCUCAGGGACCUGAUCAACUGCCGUGUCUAUAGGAAAUAUGGGCCUGAAGCCUACCCAUCCCUUCUAGAAACCCAGCAAGAUGUCCUCCUGUUGGAAGCCCGGGCCCAGGCUCAGGAAUCAGAAGAUGCAGCCAGAGUGGAAGUGAAAGAACCCCCAUCUCAGAGCCCCAACACUCCCCUGCAGCAUCUGGUGGAGGGUUAUGGUCCUGCUGGGAAAAUCCUCCUGGAUCUGGAGCAAGCCCUCAGCUCGGAAGGGACCCAGGAGAGCAAAGUCAAGCCGUUCCUGCGGCAGCUGCAGCGGCAGCCCCAGCCCUUCCUCACGCUGAUGCAGAGUCUGGACACUCCGGAGACGAACAGGGCGCUGCACCUGACCGUUCUGAGAAUCCUGAUGCAGCUGGUGGACUUCCCCGAGGCACUGCUGCUCCCGUGGCACGAGGCCAUGGAUGCCUGCAUGGCCUGCUUGCGGUCCCCAAACACUGACCGAGAGGUGCUCCAGGAACUGAUUUUUUUCCUGCACCGCCUGACCUCGGCAAGCAGGGACUAUGCUGUGGUGCUGAAUCAGCUGGGAGCCCGAGAUGCCAUCUCCAAGGCCCUGGAAAAGCACCUGGGAAAGCUGGAGCUGGCUCAGGAGCUGCGGGACAUGGUGUUCAAGUGUGAGAAGCAUGCACACCUCUACCGGAAACUCACCACCAACAUCCUGGGAGGCUGCAUCCAGAUGGUGCUAGGCCAGAUCGAAGACCACAGACGAACCCACCGGCCCAUCAACAUCCCUUUCUUUGAUGUGUUCCUCAGAUAUCUGUGCCAGGGCUCCAGUGUGGAAGUGAAGGAGGACAAGUGCUGGGAGAAGGUGGAGGUGUCCUCCAACCCGCACCGGGCCAGCAAGCUGACAGACCGCAACCCCAGGACCUACUGGGAGUCCAACGGCAGUGCAGGCUCCCACUACAUCACCUUGCACAUGCACCAGGGCGUCCUCGUCAGGCAGCUGACUCUGCUGGUAGCCAGCGAGGACUCGAGCUACAUGCCGGCCCGGGUGGUGGUGUAUGGGGGUGACAACACCAGCUCUCUUAACACGGAACUCAACUCGGUGAACGUGAUGCCCUCCGCCAGCCGGGUGAUCCUCCUGGAGAACCUGACCCGCUUCUGGCCCAUCAUCCAGAUCCGCAUAAAGCGCUGCCAGCAGGGCGGCACCGAUACGCGCAUUCGGGGGUUGGAGAUCCUGGGUCCCAAACCCACGUUCUGGCCGGUGUUUCGGGAGCAGUUGUGUCGUCACACACGCCUCUUCUACAUGGUUCGGGCACAGGCCUGGAGCCAGGUCAUGGCAGAGGACCGUAUGAGCCUCCUGCACCUGAGUUCUAGACUCAAUGGGGCUCUGCGCCAGGAGCAGACUUUUGCUCACCACUUCCUUCCCGACAACGAGGCUGCCCGAGCUCUGGGCAAGACCUGCUGGGAGGCCCUGGUCAGCCCCCUGGUCCAGAACAUCACCUCACCUGAUGAGGAUGGCAUCAGCCCCCUGGGCUGGCUGUUGGACCAAUACCUGGAGUGUCGCGAGGCUGCACACAACCCCCAGAGCCGCGCAGCAGCCUUCUCCUCACGGGUGCGCCGCCUCACACACCUAUUGGUGCAUGUCGAGCCCUGCGAGGCAUCCCCGCCAGCGGUGGCCACUCCUCGGCCCAAGGGCAGAAACAGAAGCCAUGACUGGAGCUCCUUGGCUACCCGGGGCCUUCCAAGCAGCAUCAUGAGAAACCUGACCCGCUGCUGGCGGGCCGUGGUGGAGGAGCAGGUGAACAAUUUUCUGACCUCAUCCUGGCGGGAUGAUGACUUUGUGCCACGCUAUUGUGAGCACUUUAAUAAUCUGCAGAAGUCGAGCUCUGAGCUGUUUGGGCCACGGGCAGCCUUCUUGCUGGCGCUGCAGAACGGCUGUGCAGGGGCCUUGCUGAAGCUCCCUUUUCUCAGAGCUGCCCACGUGAGUGAGCAGUUUGCCCGGCACAUUGACCAGCGGAUCCAGGGCAGCCGGAUCGGUGGAGCCCGGGGGAUGGAGAUGCUGGCGCAACUGCAGCGAUGCCUGGAAACGGUUCUCAUUUUCUCUGGCCUGGAGAUAGCCACCACCUUUGAGCAUUACUACCAGCACUACAUGGCAGACCGUCUCCUGGGCGUGGGCUCAAGCUGGCUGGAGGGGGCUGUGCUGGAGCAGAUUGGUCCCUGCUUCCCCAACCGCCUGCCCCAGCAGAUGUUGCGGAGCCUGAGCACCUCGGAGGAGCUGCAGCGCCAAUUCCAUGUCUAUCAGCUCCAGCGGCUUGAUCAGGAACUCCUAAAGCUGGAAGAUACAGAGAAGAAAAUACAAGUGGGCUGUGAGGCCAAUGGCAAGGAGAGUGAGGACGAUGAGGAGGCUGGGACAGCAGCAGCGGUGGACGUGGUGGAGGGAGAGGAGGAGGAGGAAGAGAACGAGGACCUCUACUAUGAAGGGGCAAUGCCAGAAGUGUCUGUGCUCGUCCUGUCCCCACGCUGCUGGCCUGUCGCCUCAAUCUGCCACACACUGAACCCAAGAACCUGCCUGCCCUCCUACCUGAGGGGCACUUUGAACCGAUACUCCAACUUCUACAAUAAGAGUCAGAGCCACCCUGCCCUAGAGGAAGGCUCGCAGAGGCGACUGCAGUGGACGUGGCUGGGCCGGGCUGAGCUGCAGUUUGGGGACCAGACCCUGCAUGUGUCUACUGUGCAGAUGUGGCUGCUACUGUAUCUCAAUGAUCUGAAGGUGGUCUCUGUGGAGAGCCUGCUGGAGCUCUCAGGGCUCUCUCCAGACAUGCUGAAUCAGGCGAUUGGGCCUCUCACGUCUUCAAGAGGCCCCCUGGACCUUCAGGAGCCAAAGGAUGUACCAGGAGGGGUCCUCAAGAUUCGAGAUGGCAGCGAGGAACUCAGGCCAAGGAGGGGAAAUGUGUGGCUCAUCCCACCUCAGACGUACCUGAAAGCUGAGGAUGAAGAGGGCCGGAACUUGGAGAAGAGACGGAACCUUGUGAACUGCCUCAUUGUCCGAAUCCUCAAGGCCCACGGGGAUGAGGGGCUGCACAUUGACCAGCUUGUCUGUCUGGUGCUGGAGGCUUGGCAGAAGGGCCCAUGUCCUUCCAGGGGUUUGGUCAGUACCCUUGGUAGGGGGUCUGCCUGCAGCAGCACCGAUGUCCUCUCCUGCAUCCUACACCUCCUGGGCAAGGGCACGCUGAGACGCCAUGACGACCGGCCCCAGAUUCUGUCCUAUGCAGUCCCUGUGACCGUGAUGGAGCCUCACACCGAGUCCCUGAACCCAGGCUCUUUGGGCCCCAACCCACCCCUCACCUUCCACACCCUGCAGAUUCGCUCUCGGGGUGUGCCCUAUGCCUCCUGCACUGGCACCCAGAGCUUCUCUACCUUCCAGUAGCCCUGGAGAUGGCGUCCAGGGUAGGUAGGGCUGGGGCUUUCUGGAGAAAUAAAAUACAGGAGUUUGAUUAUA